Molecule: messenger RNA, 2959 nt
Organism: Tachysurus vachellii
Lineage: Eukaryota; Metazoa; Chordata; Actinopteri; Siluriformes; Bagridae
Gene: tmem209
Product: transmembrane protein 209
Exons: 15
Coding region: 225-1925 (566 amino acids)
Cellular component (GO): membrane
Source: RefSeq, a predicted model, not a curated record
AGCGCUAUUUGGGAUUCAGCCAGAAUCUCACGCUGCAUCGUUUGGCGCUGAGACGAUGCAGGCUAGGUUUAUGAAUUUUAAGAUAUGUAUCUCUGGUAGCUUUCUGUAACUUUAUUUAUAAUUUCUGCCGUGUAUUAUAGGUAGAAGUUUCUGUUUUAGGUUUAUUUUAAAGCACUAAUAAAGUGCUACAGUUUGCAGAGGGCGCUUAGACGCUUCUGUGCUAAAUGCUAACUAAAGAAGACAGCACAAAACCGAAACAGGCAAUGACACCACAAAGAGAUGGGACAACUUCUCUCAUUGACAAGACCAUGAGGAUGAGAAGAGAGGAACACGAGCGUCAGGUUCUCCUGGCCUGGGCGGUUCUCAAUGUCUCUCUUGCUGGAAUGAUUUACACAGAAAUGUCAGGAAAUCUGCUCAGCAGAUACUAUAACAUAACUUAUUGGCCAAUCUGGUACAUUGAACUUGCCCUGGCCUCUUUGUUCAGCCUGAAUGCUGUCUUUGAUUUUUGGAAGUAUUUUAAGUACACCAUGGCGCCUUCAACCAUUACUCUCUCACCCGAGCAGCAUCGACUCCUCGGCCUCCGCAACUCAGGAAUUCAGGCCUCCCCUCCCCAAAAGCCAGAGAAGAAAGAGACUCCGGUGGUUCCCCGAUCAUCACCACUCCAGGGACAGAACGUGCUCAGUUUCAGCCCUGCACGGCCCCCCAGUACCAGUCCGAAGUUUUCCCCCAGCUGUGUGUCUGGGUUCAGCCCACCUCUGUGCAGCCCUUCCACUCCUGGCAGCAGUAGACCUUUUUCACCGUCUUUGGCAUUUGGCAAGGUAUUGAACUACAGUCCGUCUUCCCCUCCUUACCCGAGCAGCCUGGGCCCAGUAGAAGGCACCAGUCUAAGAACACGCUAUCGCACAUCCCCAUCUGUUUUUAGCUCUCCUGGAGGGAAGGAAGACUACAUGGAUGACCCUAAAUCUUUGGAGAAAUUCCUUCGUUCUGAAGAAGAGAAGAGCCACCGGGGUCAUCUUGGGAGUCCAGAUUCGACAUCUCAGUCACACAGUCCAACCUUCUGGAACUACAAUCGCUCUAUGGGUGAUUACGCUCAGAGCCUGAGGAAGUUCCAGUACCAGCCAGCCUGCCGCUCACAGGCUCCCUCUGCCCACAAAGACGAAACUGAACUGGGAUCCAAGCAAGCUGCUGAAGAGGUCUGGGCACGGAUCACAACCAGCCGUGUGGUUACUGACAGCAUUGACAGCUGGACCGCCAAACUAAGAAAUUGGAUAAAUGACACCAUUCUGGUUCAUCUGGUAAAGGAAAUAGAAUCCAUCAACAGCCAGCUGAGGAGAAUGGGCUGCCCGGAGUUACAGAUAGGAGAGGCCAGUAUCAGCAAUUUGAAACAGGCUGCUGUAGCCAAAGCCUUAGCCAUUCCCACUCUCAACACUAUAGUGCAAUAUCUGGACAUCACAUCCAACCAGGAAUAUCUGGUAGAGAGAAUCAAGGAGCUGGCCCACAGUGGCUGCAUGAGCUCCUUUCGCUGGAACGCUGGCGGGAACCUGAAGAACAGGAAAUGGGACACGGAUCUCCCGACUGACUCUGAUAUCCUCAUGAAUAUUCUGUGCACAUACCUGGACUCCAGACUUCCUCCUCACCCAAAGUACCCAGAUGGAAAAACCUUCACCUCUCAACAUUUUAUCCAGACUCCAAACAAACCAGAUCUUUCCAACGAGAACCUCUUCUGCAUUCACCAGAGCAGCAUCAGCCCACCUCACUAUCAGCUUGUGUAUCAAGGCCAUAUCUACAGCCUGCCUAAGGGAAGAAACAAUUUGUUCCACACAAUCCUCAUGUUCCUUUACAUUAUCAAAACCAAGGAGUCUGGGAUGCUGGGAAGAGUCAACCUGGGGCUCUCAGGAGUCAACGUCCUUUGGAUAUUUGAGUAGUAAUACUGGUAUAACCAUGUUAUAACCAAGUAAAAACAACACCCUGAAUUGCUCACAUUGUGAGUAAUAUAUUGUACAUGGCUGUAUGUGGUUGAAAUUUAAUAUUAUCUGUUUUUCCUGUGCUUUGGGGAAACAGCUGGAUGGUUAUUUAGUUGCUAUAGCAACUGCAGCCCAACAUCAGCUCUGAUAUGAAAGUUGUGUUACAGAACAAGUUGUUUCGACGUUGUAAAUAAUCCGCAUGUGAGACAGCUUUGUUUGACACAAAGCUGCAGAAAUUUUCAGCAUUGAAUGUGUGAAUUAUGUUAUUUUUUAUCUUUCUGUGCAAGUGGUUUACUAGAGCAUCAGUGAUUUUGUUGUAGGCAUAAACCUCUUAUCUCUGCUGUAUAUUUCUCAUCCCAUUCGGCCCAUGCUCGUUAUCCUCGUUAUUAAAACUAUAUAAACUAUUUAGGUAACAGGACCUAAAUGAGACUCUCGCUUUUUGCUGGUUGAGUUUGUUAAUGAAACUUUUCUGCGUGCAGGAAUUAUGAUGUUCACCAAUUAAGGUCUGAUGUGAGAAAAUGUUUGUUACUUAAACUCCGACAUGUGGUUUUGGUUGUGUUGAAUACUGGUAAUGUGCUUACAGUUAUUUAUCACACUCACACAACAGAAUGGAGAUUUACUCCCUGAGCUGAUUAAGAUUUAGCUGAAGCUGUAAUUUCCCUUACAGGAAAGGUUUAUACAGGGAUCAGUUAUCGUAAUCACACUUUAGAUCAGGUGUGUGUGUGUGUGUUUGUGUGUGUGAUGCAUAAAGAUAAAUAGCUCUUUUUUCAUGAUCUGACCUGCUAACAGACCAAAUUAUAGAGCAUCUUAUUUGUUGUAUCAUUUGCAUCUUUUUUACAGCUUGAUCUUCAGCAAAUAUUUGGUGUAAACACUCACAUGGCUGAUUUAUAACCAUCAUUUUGGAUGAUAUCUGCCAAAAGGACUUCUUUUGAUUUAGUUCUUGGGAGUUUUUUGGUUAUUUUGAUAUGCAAUAAAUUAAAAUGCACAUUUUUAGA